GGGGUUAGGAGGCGAGGCCUGGGAGGAGCUGCAAUGUUAUUGUGUUUCAGGCAGUAUGGACUCCUUACUCACCAGAUGGUACUUCACCCAGAUCCUGAUGCUCAAAUUCAGCCUCAUUCUUGGUGUCCAGACUGUCAAAGAACUCCACUCUCCCUGCACACUGAACAGGACUGUGGGGGAAUCUGCUCAGCUGCAACUGAACUCCUCCUUGCCCCUUACCAUCCGAGAGAUUGAGUGGAGUUGGAUUUCUGAGGAUGAGAAAAAUCAAUUGCUGGUGUCCUGGAGGCCUAACACCACUGAUCCUGCUUGGUAUGACUUUGAAGACAAAUACAAGCACAGAUUCAGCCUGACAGAGUUGGCUUUCUUGAGCAUCAGGAACCUCACUGCGGAAAUGAGCGGACUAUAUGAAGCAAAAAUCAAAUUCAGCUCAGGAAAAUUCCAGGAGGACAUCGUUAGACUCUGUGUAUACGAGCCCAUCCCUCAACCCCAGGUUCUGAUUCACUCAUCAUCCAAAACAUCAGGCUGGUGCAACUUCACCCUGGAGUGUGGGACCCCAGGGGCCACAGAGAACCUGACAGUGACCUGGUUGGGCAAGGGUCUUCCUGGGCAUCUGGAGAAAAGGGGCACACAGGAGCCAACUCCCAACUCCAGGAUUGUGAGCCUGAGCCUGCCCCUGAGCCAGGUUAAUACCCACGUCAUCUGUGUGGUCAGCAACCCUGCAGACCAGAAAAAUGCCACCUUGGACCUGGGGAGCAUCUGUCUAUGGAGGGGUUCUCUUUGGAGCAAAUGGCUUUGGAAAGGCAUCUUUGCCACAGUUCUAGUGGUGAUCCUGGGAGCUGGAGUGUGGAUCUGGAAGAGGAGGAAGACGGAGACUGAGAAAGGUGGGUCCACUCUCCUGCCAGUGGUGCCCAGCUCAGCAGUGGCCCUCCAGGCCCUUCCCACAGAGGACAGUGCUGACCUACAGACCAGUGAGAUCGACAGCCACUGUCCUCCCUAUGCCGAGAUCAGCCUCCUGAGACACCCUAAGAAGUUGGCCAGAGUACCCUAAACCUCUCCUGACUUGUAGACCAGCAUCAAGAGGAGCAGUGGUCAUACACGGAGCCCCGAGCAGACCUUGGCGGAGAACACUGUCUACUAGAUGAUCAGGACAAAAAUCUAAGGAGGACGCCUGGAUCAAGAGCACACGGGGACAUUGUAGUUUUGUGUUUUUUCUGCUUUAAUUUGUCACUUUGGUAUUUGUGUUAUGCUUGUUCGAACCAAAAAACAAAAACAAACCUGUUGCUGUUGAGUUGAUUUCAACUCCAGGUGACCAGGUGUGUUAUAG
This is a messenger RNA of Trichechus manatus latirostris (Florida manatee), 1324 nucleotides long. RefSeq names its product SLAM family member 9-like. The record is from RefSeq and is a predicted model, not a curated record. The transcript is spliced from 6 exons. The coding region runs from base 56 to 1048 and encodes 330 amino acids. NCBI's taxonomy places the organism in Eukaryota, Metazoa, Chordata, Mammalia, Sirenia, Trichechidae.